UUAGAGAAAGAAGAAAUAACAACUCCACGACGGAACCCAUCUAAACGAAGAAGGUUAAAGUAGCAUUUUAUAGCAUAUUUCUUAAUACAUAUUUAUAAUUGUUUAGGGAGUGGCGGAGAUAUUUUGUUGCGCGGUGUCAAACAAACAAACAAAAAAAAAAAUAACAGAAAACCACACAGAUAAAAUUUACCACAUACAUUUACAACCACAAGGAAGCAACACCAAGCAUGAGUGACCAGCCACUACCGCAAGAGCAAGUUGCUCAGGAUACUCAAGAUUCAUUGACCUCUGUCCCAAUUGACGACACAGCUUCAGAACAACCAAACAACGUAUCCAGUUCUGACCUUCCACCACCACUUCCUCCACGGAAGGAUUCACCACACAUUAUACAACCACUUUCUUUCACCUUAUCCGACGGAAUCUCCAAGAUAUCUGCCGUCAGACAAGUUGAGAUUUAUUCAUCGCCUCAAUUUCAUGAGACCUCAGAUUUGUUUGUCAACAACACCUUGGGAAAUGACACUAUCAGAGCCAAAAUUGAUGUAUUGAAAGGCGAGUCUGAUAACGAGGAUAUCCAAUAUUGGGUUGGGAUAGUUGAAGAUUAUAGUAAUCAGUUUUUGAAAGGAAAUGAAGGUAUUGACCAAGUUGAACAGAAGGUGAUCAGCGGAAUUCCUAAUGAAGUGAGAUAUUUGGUUUACUUAAAGACGUUACAAGUUAGAUAUAAGUUGAGUCUGAAGGAGACUUUCUCCAGUUUAUUGAACAAGGCUAGACAUGCAAAUGGCAGUUAUGAAUAUAUUGACAAGUCGACUCAAGAUUCCAAUGCUAAAGAUUUGUUGAUUAUUUUGGACUACUUGGUUAAUGAAGUUGGUAGUAAGGCAGAACAUACCAGGGUAAACCUUACCAAAUUUGUUAUAAACAGUUCAGCUGUGAUUAACCAAAUCCAAGAAUUUUCACCAGAAGAAAGGUUGUAUGUGUUACUAAAAUUGAACAAGUUAUAUCAGAACUUGAUCAAGGAAGAAUUCUUUUACAAGGUUAAUCGGACUUUAGAAGAUGAGUUGACUGAUGUGUUUAAACAUAUUACCUUACAGGGAAUCAACUUGAAUUCAACAUACAAGGAAAUUAUUGGGAAUUUCUUUAAUAAGUAUUUUGAAGAUUUCAGUAUAAAUUUGAAAAUUCUUGAUUUUGUGAUAUUUGAAGGAUUUGAUUUCAUUCUUAGACUUAUUGUGUGGGCAGUUUCCUGUAACAAAGAAAAGAUUUUACAAAUCGACGGUGAUGAAUUGCUUGAAUUCAUCAAUUCAAAGGAGUUGUUCUCGGGGCCUGUUAAUUUCCAAGAUAUUUUGAAUAUUCAGCCAGAAAUAAUCAAGUAUGAAAAUGAGUUUCACUUGAUUCACGCCAAUUCAUUCAACUCUAACAGAAAUGAAUUAACCAAUUUAAGAGAAGUCAAUGACGACUUAAUGAUUAAGGUGAACGAGUUGAAACAGAAGAUAGACACGUUACAAACCACCCAUCAAGAGAUUAUGAAUCAAAGUAAAGAAUACAAGGAACAAUUAUCCACUGCUCAACAAGUGAAUGAGAAACUCACGCAGGAAAAACAAGAAUUGAAUCAAAAAUACGAGGAAUUGACCAUGAAGGAAAACCUUCAAAAUACAAUCAAAGCCAAUAAAGAGUUUUAUCAAAGGAAUAAUGAAUUACAACAGCAAGUUGAUGAAGUUAGGGAGAAGAUUGAAGAAAUGAAGGUCAAACUCAGCAAAGUUUCACCUGUUCCUGUGGAGGGACAAUAGUUCGUAUAGAUUGUAUAGUUAUAUAUAUAUUUUGCACCCAAUAACAGUAACCGGCUAAACACCACCGCCCUCCCUCGUAAACACCGAGAAUGUCAUAACAACCUGAGACAAUAGCCAUAUGCAUGAUGUUUAUGUCGUAUAUUAAUUAGCCACUUGAGUAGUGUUGUCGAUCGACAACGCAUGUAUCUUGACCGACGUUCGUAAUUCGGCUUAGUAGCCAGACUAAAUUACACACAUUUGCCUAACGAAUAAUACCACGCACAUGGUAGCUCUUGGUAUAGCUUUAAGGUUGAGUCAAUCAGAGGCGAGGUAUUAAGCUUCGGAUAACCGAAUGUAUAAUUAAGAUUAAACUCCGCAUAACCGAAAUAAAUUUUACUGUGCCCCUUAAACGUUUGCCGCCUUGUCGACACGCGUGGGACUAAUCGGCUGUAAACCCCAUUUCUACACGAUCGACAUCGUAAUACUAUCGUUCUUCGCCCCCCGGUGGUUCCGAAUUCUGGAACUAGGUCGACUAAAUUAAUAGUAGAGACGAUUGGCAUGACAACUUGACAGAUUCCAUCACGAAACGGUACUGUACGGCAUAAAAUUCCGAACGGUUU
Spathaspora passalidarum NRRL Y-27907 is the source of this 2377-nucleotide messenger RNA. RefSeq lists its product as uncharacterized. NCBI's taxonomy places the organism in Eukaryota, Fungi, Ascomycota, Pichiomycetes, Serinales, Debaryomycetaceae. The coding region runs from base 228 to 1778 and encodes 516 amino acids. The record is from RefSeq and is a predicted model, not a curated record. The transcript has a single exon.